Auanema sp. JU1783 is the source of this 1455-nucleotide messenger RNA. The record is from the annotation of a GenBank genome assembly. NCBI's taxonomy places the organism in Eukaryota, Metazoa, Nematoda, Chromadorea, Rhabditida, Rhabditidae.
AUGCUCUCACGAGUAAGUGGUCGUUGUUCAUCUGUCUCAGCUGUCCGAUGUGCCAGCGGAAUUGCUUCCCAAGAGCCAUCGGGGCCUGCAGUUCGAACUGCUUUCCCCGGACCAAAGUCUCAAGAAUUGAAGAAGAAGAUGGAUCCCGUUCACCAAACUACCUCUGUUCGUGUCUUCGUUGAUUAUGAGAAGUCCUUUGGAAACUAUGUAGUCGAUGCUGAUGGUAACACUCUUCUCGAUGUGUACACCCAAAUCUCUUCCCUACCACUUGGAUAUAAUCAUCCAGAUUUGGUGAAGGUUGCGAGCUCUGAUAAGCUGAUUACUUCUUUGGUUUCUCGUCCAGCUCUUGGAUCUUUCCCACGUACAGAUUUCGCUGAUGGAAUUAGCCAUGCCCUCACAUCCAUUGCUCCCAAGGGACUUAAGGCUGUCCAAACAAUGCUUUGCGGAACUUCAGCUAAUGAAAAUGCGAUUAAGACUGCCUUCAUCUGGUAUAUGACUCAAAGACGCGGUGGAAACCCCCCUGAUCAAGCACACUUGGAUAGUUGUAUGUCUCAGAAGAAGCCAGGAACACCAAGCUUAUCUGUUCUUGGAUUCCAAGGUGCAUUCCAUGGAAGAUCUCUGUGCAUGCUUUCUGUGACUAGAAGCAAGGCCGUUCAUAAGGUUGAUAUUCCCGCUCAUGAUUGGCCAAUUGCCAAAUUCCCACGCUACAAAUAUCCUCUAGCGGAUAACAAAGCUUACAAUGACCAGCAGGAUAAGGAAUGCUUAAAGGAUGUCGAAGAGAAAAUUGUUGAAUGGAAGAAGAAGGACAACGAUGUUGCUGCUAUCAUUGUUGAACCAAUUCAAGCUGAGGGUGGAGAUCAUUAUGGUAGCCCUCAAUUUUUCCAAGGAUUAAGAGACAUUACCAAGAAUAAUGGAAUUGUCUUCAUAGUUGACGAAGUUCAAACUGGUGGUGGAGCUACUGGAGAUGUUUGGGCUCACCAGCAUUGGAAUCUGUCUUCUCCCCCAGAUAUUGUAACUUUCUCUAAGAAGUUGUUGACUGGAGGAUACUUCUAUUCUGAACAUUUACGUAUCAAGGAGCCAUACAGAAUUUACAACACAUGGAUGGGUGAUCCAACUAAACUUUUCCUCUUAGAGAAAGCUAUUGAAGUUAUUAAGAGAGAUAACCUCGUCCAAAAAUCCAAGGAUGUUGGAGCUGUUUUCCAGAAAAAAUUGGCCGAACUCCAGGCUUCUCAUUCCGAUAAACUUUCCCAAGCUAGAGGACUAGGAACUUUUGCUGCUAUUGAUCUUCCAACACCCGCGCUCAGAGAUCAACUUGUUGAUAAAGCAAUCAGUGUCGGAUUACAUUGCGGUGGAUGUGGAGAUCGUUCUCUUCGUUUCAGACCUUCUUUGGUAUACGAGAAGAAACAUGCCGAUCUUACUUUUGAACUUUUGGAUAAAGCUCUCAAGCAACUCUAA